This is a messenger RNA of Limanda limanda (common dab), 3357 nucleotides long. RefSeq names its product protein sel-1 homolog 3. Lineage: Eukaryota; Metazoa; Chordata; Actinopteri; Pleuronectiformes; Pleuronectidae. The coding region runs from base 1 to 3357 and encodes 1118 amino acids. The record is from RefSeq and is a predicted model, not a curated record. Gene Ontology annotation, molecular function: protein binding. The transcript is spliced from 24 exons.
AUGAAUGUGUUGCAUGCCUUCAUGUUUGGAUUUGUCUUCACUGCUGCUAUUACAAUGGGAGAGUGUGUGUUACAAGCCAUUUCACCGGAGAGCGAUGAGAGCCUGCCUGGCAAUUUCAUAGGGUUUAAGUCAGCCCCUGACAAAGUGGAAGAUGGCUCAGUCGUCCUUGUGCGGUAUCGAUGCCUCAGGCCAUGUCAGCUGGCAGUGGAGGUGGUGGUCUCCACAUCAAGGAAGACAGAUUUAGUGGUCUUCAGAAGGAAAUGGAUCAGCGGCCGACUCGGAGUCUACAGGAUCCACCAGGUGCAGCUCAGACUGCCUCCAUCCAUCUUGUAUCGGGCCGACUUUUUCAACCGGAAUGUUUUGGAGGUUGAUAAUGCGACUGUUCGUGCUUGGCUAGUUCAUCUGAAAAAUGGCACCGUACCCAGGAGACACCGUGACUCAAUGUUAAGUAUUAAUAAAGUGCUGGAGAUAACGCCACUCUCAGAGCGGCCGGCUAAGCCUCCCACAGAGUCUUUGUCAUGGUUUGCUCAACUGAUGUGGCAAAUGACCAGAGACAGGACCAGUCCGUGUCCACAUGAGUCAGACAUCAUUGAGGUUCUGAAGUUUCCCCUGGCAAGCACUGGUGAGAUCUUCGGAAUGGUCCGCAGGUUCCAGCCUUUCAUGGACGAAGCCCUGGAGAGAGGCCGUCUUCAUGCUGUGACACAGCCCAGCGUCACCAUAUCUGUGUGGAUCUACCUACUGAGACGGUGUCACAACAGCCUCUGUGGGAUCAUCCAUCAUCUCGAUAGGAGAAAUAAAUACGACUCUGUUCUGAUGAUGCUUACAGACGCAGGGGACAUAAUAAUUCAAGCCCGUUUGACAACAGGAGAAGAAGAAGCUUUCAAAGCCAGUGUUACGUUGCCCCUGAGGAAAUGGAUUAGAUUAGACUGCUCCAUACAGGACUCAAAGGUGCUGCUGUAUGUAUCGUGGGAUGAUGAAACCCAAAGACAUGUUUAUGAUUUUUCUGACAGUGUCCAUUAUGAUGACACUGAAGGAUACUUUGUGAUCGGAGGAAGCAAAUUCCUGCCAGGCAUCCACGGGUAUUUUGGGCCGAUCAAAUACUACCGUUUUGGAACUGAAGAGAUAAAAAACCCACUUCACCUCAAGACAUUGCAGGAGCUGGAUAAGACUCAUCGCGAGUGUCAGGAAAUCAAAGCAUUCACAAAAGCUUUUCUGAAAGAAGUAACAGAGAGUCACAACUUGUCAACAAACAGCAAAGCUGUCUGCACCCCUCACUUCAUAAGACUCUGGGCUCAGUCUGGUGAAAAAACCUGCUCACAAACAUGGACCUGGGAAACACCACUUAAAUACAGCUCGCUUUUCCAUCUCUUGCAAACAAAAGAGGAGCAAGUCAGAACAGGAUCUUUGGACAUGAAGGGCCUCAGGACGACUUUGUUUCAAGAGGCAGUCGCUGCAAUGUUCACUGCGGAUCAGACACAGAUCAAAAUUAAAUCUAAACACAUGUCCUUGCUACAAGCGUCCUCCUGCUUUGGAAAUCCCCAAGCGUCACUCUUGUUGGCCUCCAUCCACCUCUCUGGCCUCGGACAUCCAGUUGACCACAACCAGGGUCAUGUCUAUAGUUUGAUCGGUGCAUCAGGGGACGGCCGCUUCGCCCUGAUGCAUGCAGGGUACAAACACACACAAGGCAUUGAUGGCUUUCCGAAAGACUUGGACAUGGCUUAUAGCUAUUACUCCAAUGCUGGUGUACAGAGCCAUUCUGACACGGCGUACAUGCAUGAAGAUAAGCAAUACUUCCUUGAACACAUCUAUCUCAACAACCAAGAGGAUUUAGACGGCAUGACACAUGAGACGAGUGACGACUUUCAGUUUCUGAAAUUCGAGGCAGAGAGGGGGCACGCAGAAUCUCAGGGACACCUGGGAACAAUGCUAUACUGGGGACAGAACGGAGUCUCAAAAGACAUAGUGAGUGCAGCGAAGUGGUUGCACAGAAGCUCUAUGCAAAUGAAGGAUCCCGUGGCGAUGUACGACUACUCCAUCCUACUGAUGAAGGGCCUGGGAGUGAAAAAAAACCUCACCCGAGCUCUUCAGCUUAUGAAGAAAGCUGCAGCGAUGGGCUCAACUGAGGCCUUGAAUGGUUUGGGCUGGUACCAUGGGAUCAUACUGGGCGACCACGAAGGCGCGGUGAAAUACUUUGAGAAAGCUGCGCAAAAUGGGAGUGUUGAUGGCAUGUACAACCUGGGACUUUAUCAUCUCAGCGGGAAAAACCCACGCAUCCCAUGGAGGAAUGAGACAGCUGCUUUCCAGUACUUUGUGAACGCGUCUCGCUUUGGUCACGUUGCUGCAUCGGUGGAGGCAGCUUGGUAUCUUUCGACAGGAAGCCUGGGAGGGGUGUCUCAGGAUGCAGAGAGGGCUGUGAUAAUGCUAAAAAAGGUCUGUGAACGGAACGGACACCUUGGAUUUAUGAUCAGAGAGGCUCUGCAGGCCUACCUCCAGGGCUCCAGGCAGGAAGCAUUUGUGAAGUACGUCUUGGCAGCUGAAACUGGUCUGGGUUUGGCCCAGAGCAACGCUGCACACCUGUGUGAGGAACUGGAUCUCAGUUAUGAUUGUCAGUGGAGAUAUCAUAACUUCUCUAUAUUAAACUAUAAUUCCCAUCCGUCUGCUCUGCUGAAAAUGGGAGACUACUAUUACUAUUCCUCCGGCGCCCCAGAAGACUCAUUAUCCUUGGUUGGUCAGGCGCUAUCGAUGUACAGCAGAGCAGCUCUCGCGGGCAGCCCUCAGGGAAUGUACAACUUGGGGAUUUUGGCACAACAAGGGCACGCUCUUCCACAGAGCGUCCGCGGCAUGUUCAACGUGACACACUAUGAUGAGGACGACAUUGUGGUGGAGAAGGUGUUAAGAAGAUGUGUGGAGAGUGAGCAUGAAGACGCAGUAACACCCUGUUCUUUAGCUCUGCUCGGACUCCAGAUGGGAAAAGCCUGGAGGAGAAUGACUCAGAGCGGUGCACAGCUCCACUUGGCAUAUGCAUCUCUUCUUUCUGUCUGCGUCCUUCUUGUCUUUAUACCACUUCAGAGCUGUCUCGGACAAAGGGUUUCCGGUCGGCGUCCAGUCGCACUGAGGGCGAGGACUUCACCAGUCAGCCAAGAAGGUGUCAACUUGAAUAGGGAGCAAGAUGGCAUCAUGGGAGGAACCUAUAGAGUGGUAGGGAAUCUAUGGCUUACUGUGCUGAAUGGCGAGCAGUGGCUCCGAGAGACCAGCGAUUUGGCCGUGACACUGUCGGGUGUGUGCCUGUGUGCUUUCUGGACCACAUUCUUCUAUCGUCUCCUAAGACAUACAAUACCCAGCGGAGUGACCCAGUAG